Messenger RNA from Elaeis guineensis (African oil palm), 1959 nucleotides. Lineage: Eukaryota; Viridiplantae; Streptophyta; Magnoliopsida; Arecales; Arecaceae. The record is from RefSeq and is a predicted model, not a curated record.
UUUUCAAUGGCUUCAACGACUCUUGUUUGUGACACGGAGCCUUGGAAGGACUUGAAGGGUCAUGUUAAGGAGAUAGAAAAGACACAUUUACGUGAUUUGAUGAAUGAUGUUGAGCGGUGCAAGUCAAUGAUGGUAGAGUUUGAUGGAAUACUUUUGGACUAUUCCCGGCAACGUGUUCGUCAAGACACUGUGGAAAAGCUAUUCAAACUGGCUGAGGCAGCACAUCUUAAACAAAAGAUCGACAGAAUGUACAGUGGAGAGCGUAUAAACAGUACAGAGAAUAGAUCUGUGCUGCAUAUAGCUUUGCGAGCCCCAAGGGAUAAAGUUAUUUGCAGUGAUGGGAAAAAUGUGGUACCAGAUGUUUGGACUGUUUUAGACAAAAUCAAAGACUUUUCAGAAAGGGUCCGAAGUGGUUCAUGGGUUGGAGCAACAGGAAAGGUAUUAAAAGAUGUUGUGGCUAUUGGUAUUGGUGGCAGCUUUUUAGGCCCACUAUUUGUGCAUACAGCCCUUCAGACAGAUCCAGAGGCUGCAGAAAGUGCAAAAGGACGACAACUGCGAUUUCUUGCAAAUGUAGAUCCAAUUGAUGUUGCUCGUAACAUCACUGGGUUGAAUCCUGAAACAACCUUAGUUGUGGUGGUUUCAAAGACUUUUACGACAGCUGAAACUAUGCUGAAUGCUCGAACAUUGAAGGAGUGGAUUCAAGCUGCUCUUGGGCCUCAGGCAGUUGCAAAGCAUAUGGUUGCUGUCAGCACAAAUAUUCCGCUUGUGAAGGAGUUUGGGAUUGACCCUGCCAAUGCUUUUGCAUUUUGGGACUGGGUUGGUGGUCGCUAUAGUGUUUGCAGUGCUGUUGGUGUGCUGCCUUUAUCUCUCCAAUAUGGUUUUCCAAUUGUCCAGAAAUUUCUGAAUGGAGCUUCUAGCAUCGACAACCAUUUCCAUUCAACUUCAUUUGAAAAGAAUAUACCUGUACUCCUAGGUUUGUUGAGUGUAUGGAAUGUUUCUUUCUUGGGAUAUCCUGCGAGAGCCAUAUUGCCGUACUCUCAAGCACUCGAGAAAUUUGCUCCACAUAUACAACAGGUUAGCAUGGAGAGUAAUGGAAAAGGUGUAUCCAUUGAUGGUAUUCCCCUUCCCUUUGAGGCUGGUGAAAUAGAUUUUGGAGAACCUGGAACAAAUGGUCAGCAUAGCUUCUACCAGCUAAUCCAUCAGGGAAGAGUUAUUCCUUGUGAUUUCAUCGGUAUUGUAAAAAGCCAGCAACCUAUUUACUUGAAAGGGGAAGCAGUGAGUAACCAUGAUGAGCUGAUGUCAAAUUUUUUUGCACAGCCAGAUGCUCUUGCUUAUGGGAAGACUCGAGAACAGUUGCUUGGUGAGAAGAUCCCUAACCACCUUAUUCCUCACAAGACUUUUUCUGGCAACCGUCCAUCACUAAGUCUACUACUACCCUCAUUAAGUGCUUACAACAUUGGACAGCUGCUAGCCAUAUAUGAGCACAGAAUUGCAGUUGAAGGUUUCAUAUGGGGGAUUAACUCUUUCGACCAAUGGGGUGUGGAGUUGGGCAAGUCACUGGCCACUCAAGUCAGGAAGCAACUCAACCUUUCUCGCACAAAAGGGGAGCCUGUUGCAGGUUUUAAUUUCAGUACCUCCACUUUGUUAACAAGAUACCUUGAGGGGGACUCUGGCGUACAAUCCAAUUCUACUAUGCUACCAAAAAUGUGAUCCAAAGACAGUCUCAUGUCAUACUGUUUUGAUCUGAUCUAUUGGCGAAGAAGUAAACCUUGGCUGAGUAUUUAUCUGUUUGGAAUAAAAUCUUUGAAAUUUUCAACGUCUGUGACGUCAAUUUUAAUAUUACUUUUUGUGCAAAUAUAGUUUCAAGUGGCCUGUGAAAAAUGAUAAUCUAUAAUAAUCUCAAAUUGGAUGACUUUUUUCCCACUCUAAAAUAUAUCUGAUGCUGGUGGCAAUUUUGCA